UACAUGUACUUAUUUUCAUUCCACUGCUGUCCAGGUAUGUUCGUGUGAACACCCUGAAGACCACCGUGGAGGACGCUGUGGACUAUCUGAAGAGGGACGGCUUCUCCUACCAGGGACAGGCAUGCAGGCUGGAUGACGUCACCCUGAAGGAGAAAGACUUUGUGAUGGACCUGCAUCUGCCAGAGCUGCUGGUCUUCUCUCCUAAAACUGACUUCCAUGACCACUUCCUGUACAAGGCUGGCCACAUCAUCCUGCAGGACAAAGCCAGCUGCCUCCCCGCGUACCUCCUCAACCCCCCACCUGGCAGCCAUGUCAUCGACGCCUGUGCCGCCCCUGGGAACAAAACCAGCCACCUGGCAGCCGUCAUGAAGAACAAGGGCAAGCUGUUUGCCUUUGAUUUGGAUGCCAAGCGUCUGUCCACCAUGUCGACUCUCCUGCUCCGAGCCGGGGUCACCUGUCAACAGCUGGCAAACCAGGACUUCCUGAAGGUGGACCCUGACAGCCCGCAGUUUAAAGAUGUUGAGUAUAUCCUGCUGGAUCCAUCCUGCAGUGGCUCAGGUAUGGUGUGCCUCCGGGAUGAUGCGUCCUCUGCUGACCAGGAGAAGGUUCAGGCUCGUCUGGCCUCCUUGGCCUCCUUUCAGCUGCGGUGCCUGAACCACGGCCUCAAGUUCCCUCGCCUUAAGCGCCUGGUCUACUCCACCUGCUCCAUCCACAGCCAGGAGAACGAGGAAGUCGUCACGGCCUGUCUGCAGCAGAACCCGGGCUUCAGGUUGGUUCAUCUGCUGCCUCAGUGGCCUGAACGAGGCCUGGAGCCGCUCACUCAGUGUCUGCGUGCCAGCACUGCAAAGACCCGCACACACGGCUUCUUCGUGGCUCUGCUGGAGAAACACAGCGAGGCCAUGAAUGAGAAGCAGGCUAACAGUCCUGAAAAGGUAAAUACUGAGGUGUCA
Molecule: messenger RNA, 950 nt
Organism: Plectropomus leopardus (leopard coralgrouper)
Lineage: Eukaryota; Metazoa; Chordata; Actinopteri; Perciformes; Serranidae
Source: RefSeq, a predicted model, not a curated record